Messenger RNA from Myotis brandtii (Brandt's bat), 456 nucleotides. Its product is annotated as apolipoprotein L6. The transcript has 3 exons. NCBI's taxonomy places the organism in Eukaryota, Metazoa, Chordata, Mammalia, Chiroptera, Vespertilionidae. The coding region runs from base 82 to 396 and encodes 104 amino acids. The record is from RefSeq and is a predicted model, not a curated record. Gene Ontology annotation, biological process: lipid transport; lipoprotein metabolic process. Gene Ontology annotation, cellular component: membrane; extracellular region. Gene Ontology annotation, molecular function: lipid binding.
AAGCGUCUCCUGGUCACUGGCGAAGCCUCAGCCCGGACGACCAGGAGGGUGCAGAGGGCCUUUAGAGGCACCCCGCUAGCGAUGGGGAGCAGCGCUUUCUUGCGGAACACCGUAUUGAAUGGCCUCUUCCUGGGCAUGGAUUUGGACAGCCUCCUGAAGGACUGGCAGGAGCUGAAGCAGGAAGCCAGGACCGAGUUGGCGGACUUGCUGAGGGCCAAGGCUGAGGAGCAGGAGAGAGAGCUGGCAGCACUCACCCAGCUCUAUGAGGAGCUGCAGAAACUCUUGCAGGAAAAAAGCCUUAGGAGCUCAUCUUCCAAGGAAGCCAAGGCGACUCUAACUCAGCCCCCAGCCCAGCAAGGGGAAGCAGGACCCCGGGCCGCAGCAAUUGCCGGAUAGGAUCCUCCUUCCUUUGUGCACAAAAGGAUUCACUGGAACCUGCUCAACCAGAUUCCAUCA